UAUGGAAGUCAAUAGGUACUGUCAACUGUGUGCUUACCAUCAUGUAAAUAUGUUCCUAGAUUUUAACUUUUACAUGAAAAUAAAUCAUAUGGUAACUUGAAACCUGCAAGCACAGCAGUUUUGAAACUUUAAGCAAAAGUUUUGCGGUCAAGUUGGCAUGAGCUGAAAAUAAGUUCAUAACACUCGAGGAUGUCAACGUGACCAGCAGAUGCCCGAGGGUUUAAAACAAGAGCGAAGAUUGAUCCAGCCAUCAGUCCACACUGCACUGAAUCCAAAACACACGCUUAUGUUUAAUGGUAAGCUCAACUUUUGAUCUCCGAAAAUCAUUUAAAUGUUUGCUAGAAAAGUGCAUAUGCAGCAUUUUUGUAUGUUGAUAACAAUUUUUAUAUUUUCAUUAGCUGGUAACCGAAUUUUUCAUGUAUCCAACAACCUCUCCGUGUUUGACUCUGACUGUACUCCUGACCUCUGUUACGUGGACAUCUACACUUACAGGUUGUCCUCGACAGAUCAACUUCACAUCAGAAUCCUCUGCUCUGGAAUCUUUGGAGUGUCGUAAUGACUACCGUACUCAUAUCCGCUGUAGCUGGAAGGAAAAUCCCCAUAUUCCCCUCUCUCUGUUUCACAUGGACCCGGACAACAAUAGAGUUGCUCCCUGUGUCCUGACUCCCGACUCUUCCCAGAAUUCCACUGGGCAUGAGAGAGUGUUUUGUCUUUAUAACACAUCUCUGUUUGCCAUUGGCUUUGAUGAUGUGUUUUUCUUCCAUACGCCACAUUAUCCUGCCAUCUCCAGAACCUUCAAACUCACAAAACACAAUGACACAAAGUGGAUUUUUAAGCAGCUGGACGAUAUAUCAUCUCCCAUGUAUUUAAGUGCUGUGAAGUCUCUUCUGACUGACGACCCCAUCAGACACCAUGACCAACAACAAACGGAAGUAGACAUUAAUCGUGAAGCAGAAGAGAAGCGAGAGAUGAAAAUUCACACUGGAUCAACAUGGAAAGACAAGGAAGACGUAAACAUGAUUGAAACGGAGGGAAGUGGGAUGUUGUUUGACAGACCAACACAAAUAUCUGACUAUGAGCUUCCUGGUCCAUCUAACUUUUACUGUGCAUACAGUGACGAGAAGAUUUUGAGCUGUAGCUGGGAAUUAACAACCGAUCUGACACAAUACAUCACUUACACGCUGUCUUACAAAACACACUCCAGUGCACUGACCGAGUGGCGAUGUGUGGAAAAGGUGGAGGUCAUGAAUACAGGAAGUCUGUUGAGAAUGGUCGGUCUUAUCGACAUCUUUGAACCUGGAGUACUGCGCGUGCAACUCACACCGACACCAGUAACCAGAGUCAUCCGCGCUUAUGAACACAUUCAGCCUUCGCGUCCCACACGUCUGAGUGUUGAUCUCCGAGGAGAGGAUUGGAUCCUAAACUGGACGCUGCCGAAAUAUCGUACUAUACCUCUUUCAUCUGAGCUCCAGUAUUGGCGUAUACUAACUCCUGAGGAUGUAAAAAUCAUCUCUCUUUCUGAUCCCGUGAUGGUAUUUUCAAUACCAGAACGUUCCCUCAUGGGUUCCUCAGAGUACCGGGCUCGGGUUCGGUGCAGUGUGAGCGCACGCAGACGUUCGGGACAGCGUUACGCUGGAUAUCCCUCAGACUGGACCGAUCCUGUCACCUGGACCACCCAGUCCGAGUCUUUUGCACCUCGUCUGGUUGCGUGUCUUCUGUAUUUCCUCAUCGCGAUGCUCUCGGUUGCCUUUUCCAUUUUGGUUUUCUUCAUUCUGGUGGUCAUGCAGAGAAGGCUUAGAUACUGGAGCGCAUCUCUUCCAUCUCCUGUUCACAGCAAAGUCUCUGAGGUGAGACAGCAUCCACAAAGCAGUCUCCUGGCGAGCUGUAGAGAACUAAAGGAUCCAGAUAUCACCAGCGCUCAGAUUGUUGAAGUUCAACCUCAGUUCUCCUCAAUUGACUCUGCAAUAGCUGAUGGCAGCAAACACUGGAGUCAAACCACCGUUUUACAUGUUGGCGAUUCACGUCUUUGUACUUUUGGGAAUGUUAUUGGAAUAAACCUCACGCAGUUUGACAAUGCACUCCCAACUCACGCCUUCAGUCUCAGCGACGCAGUUCUCCAAUGUUCAGAGGGUUACAUGCAGAAUCCUGACAUUACCCAGAAUGCUUUGCAGGAGGCUUGCCACCUGAAUGACAGCUCUGCUCCACUCGUUCAUAGUGUGGUUACAGUGUCGUGUGAGCUGCAGACUGCGAGCAGAUUGGAUUUAAUUUGGCGCUACGCAGACCGCUUGGUGAUGAUGUCAAAGUACCGCGAGAGCGAUUAG
Molecule: messenger RNA, 2321 nt
Organism: Misgurnus anguillicaudatus (oriental weatherfish)
Lineage: Eukaryota; Metazoa; Chordata; Actinopteri; Cypriniformes; Cobitidae
Source: RefSeq, a predicted model, not a curated record